AUGAGUAGAAAAAGUUCUACGCAAACUACUAGGGAAGACAAAGGCUUAGAAAUUAAAGCAAUUGCAAGGUUCAGGCCACUAAUUGAUGCCUUCAAAAAUGAUGAAAAUAACAUUUAUACCUACCCAAAUCCCUCAACUAUAGAAAUAAAAAAGUCGCCAGAAAAUGCUGAAACUUUUACAGUAGACCGCGUUUUCCCACCAACCUCUUCCCAAGAAGAAAUAUUUGAGGUUGUCGGUAAACCCAUAAUUGAAGAUAUUUUGACAGGUUAUAAUGGCACUGUUUUUGCUUAUGGGCAAACAGGGUCAGGCAAAUCGUACACUAUGAUGGGCUUAGAUCUCUAUGACCCUGAAACUAAAGGAAUUAUCCCAAGAGCAAGCAAUUUAAUUUUUAGCAAGCUCCAAGAAUCAACAUGUGAAAUAGAGUAUACCUUGAAGUGCUCUAUCAUUGAAAUCUAUAAAGAAAGCCUAAGAGAUCUCCUUUCAAACUCAGGCGUGAGACUUAAAAUAAAAGAGGACCCAAGGAAAGGUGUAUUUGUCCAAGGACGUGAAGAAGUUUAUGUGGUCUGUGAAGAGGAACUGAUGAAUUUAAUUGCUCUUGCUGAAAGUAAGCGAACUGUGGCUUCAACCAAGCUAAACGAAGUGAGCUCAAGAAGCCACCAGCUUUUUGUUUUAGAAGUAAAUCAAAAAUUACCUGAUGAUACAGAGAAGCGAGGGAUUAUGAAUUUUAUCGACCUUGCUGGAACUGAAAAAGUAAAAGAGUCAGGAGUUACUGGAAGCAAACUGGAAGAAGCUAAAAAAAUAAACUUAUCAUUGAGUUGUCUGGGGAAUGUCAUUAAUGCUCUUUCAAGCAAAGCAGAUUUUAUUCCCUAUAGGGACUCUAAACUGACAAGGCUUCUUCAAGAAUCCCUCGGAGGAAACUACAAAACCACGCUUAUCGUCAACUGUAACCCUGACCCUCGAAAUGUUGAAGUAACAAUCAACUCUCUUAGGUUUGCACAAAGAGUCAAAAAUAUAAAAAAUAAUGUGAAACUCAACAUUAAAAAAUCUCCUUCAGCUUACAAUCAUAUUAUUAAGGAACUUGGACAUAAGAUCCAAAGCCUGAAAGAAGAAAACAAAAAGCUUUUAGACGAGCAUGAAAAUGACAUAUUGAUGAAAUCAAAUUGUCUUAUUGUCCAAAGCUGUUCCUCUCCUAAUGUGGACGAGAUGUCUCUUUCACCGCACUCAGAAAACGAUAGUUCAUGUGUUUCCUAUGUUGAAAAAGGCACAACUUUUUCAAAUCUUGCAGAAGGCUACUACAGCAGUGACUAUGGUGCCUUGCAAGAAGAAAAUAAGAGCCUUACGAAAACAAUAAAAGAGCUUGAAGAAGAACUGAGUCAUGAAAAAAGAAAGCGAGUUCAGGCAGAAAUUCAAAUAAAUCAGCAUUAUGAGAUGUACCAAAAGCUCUUGCUAAAGCAGAAUAAUGAAGCGAACUCAAUGCAGUAUUAUAAAGAUGAAAAUAUGAACCUGAAAAACACAAUUGAAAUGCUCGAAUUUUAUCUGCAGAAAUCUAGCCAGAGAAUGGAUCAUCUGCUAAAAAAGAUUGCUGCAGGCCAGAUUAUAACUGAGUCAGACUAUUCAGAUAUCUCGCCUAGGACUAGUGAUGAUGCACUUAGCUCAAUUGAUGAUCCUUAUAAAACACUAGUAUCAGAAGUAGAAGAAACAAUAGAAACUCCUUUUGAUGAUAUAUUAAAAUCAGAUAAAAAUUUCACUAAAGCUUUGCAAGAAGCCUUAGUAGAUGGUUGCCCAGUCAGUAAUGAGACUACAAUUUACCAGUUAAAAACUCAAUUGAUUCAAUCUGGCUUAGCAAAUUGCGAAUUGCUCAGAAUAUACUAUGAUGUGCAAUGUAAAUAUAACAUAUUAGCAGAAAAACUAAACUCGAAGAAUAAACUUAUAAGUCAUCUAGAAAAUUCAGUUAAACAGCUUGAAGCUUGCAUAGACCAAAUGCACAUUACAAACAUUAAAAUCGUAGAAUUGUCAAGUAAAAUAGAAACUGGAAGCGCUCCUCGAGAUGAAACUGUUAAGCCUAAGUUCGUUAGAAAAAUGAAGCCAGCAAAUACAUUUAAAGCAAGUCUGCAUCAAAUGAACACUUUUAAGAGACAAAAUUCGCAGAAUUUUGAUUCAAACUGUGAAGACAACGGCAGGUUUACAGAAAUUCAGGUUGACACGUUCAAGCUGAGAAACCUUGAAAGUGAUUUGCAGAUCCAAACAAUUUACCAUCAGCAGAUUCAUAAAAGUUAUGAUCUGCUUAUGCAAGAAAAUCAAGAACUUUCUGCUCGUCUAGCAAAUAUCCAGAAAGAAAACUUAUCAAUUUAUAAACUUGAGAAAAAUCACUGGAAAGUCUAUUUGGAAAAAUUCAAAGAUCUUUGCAAUAAGGAGCUUGCCCGAAAGCAAGCCGAAGUUAACAGGCUAAAUGCGAUCUUGGGAAAGUGGAUUGAAAUUUAUAUGGAACUUCAGGAAACUACUGGAAUUCCUUCAUCGGGGGUAUGUGCAAAAAAAGGGAAAAAAAGAACUCUAUCAACAGAGCACAUGGAACGGUUCAAGUAUCUUGCUGAACAAACAAUUAUUUCACGCAAACCUAGAGUGCUGAAGCUUGCAGGGUCUCCUCUGCAUAAGAAAUUUCGCUCUCCAAUUAUAAUUUCAGUAUCCUCAAUAUCUGGAGAUACAAGUCCGCCAACCCCAUCGGAAGAAUAA
This is a messenger RNA of Blepharisma stoltei, 2730 nucleotides long. The record is from the annotation of a GenBank genome assembly. Lineage: Eukaryota; Ciliophora; Heterotrichea; Heterotrichida; Blepharismidae.